CUAGGUCCAUGCAGUGCCGCAGGGGGCAUCGGAUUCCCCCCUUCGGGGCCUCCCACGUCCAGGGAGUAUGGCAAAGUAAUCGACCUCGCACAGGACUUUACGCACGGACUUCCGCAGACGUUUCGGCGCAGGGUGAGCCGGGUCGGGCGAGCUGCCCUACGACCCGAGAAGAUGAUGCAGCUGUGCCCCCGCACAGCCCCAGGAUGCUCAAGGCAUGUUGCCGACGGCAGCGCUCGAUCCAGGAAUCGUGUUCGCGCUGUCCGUGUUCGGCGGCGUAUGCCGGGUCGUGGCCGCCACGGGGGGGGCGAUGAUGUUCACGCUGUGUUGGUCGUUGGCCGGUGACUUGGGCCUGACCUCUGGUUCGGUGAAGGACGCGGCCGCCGUUCUCGUCUUUUGGGACUUGGCCAGCAUCGGGAUGGUCUGGGCGCAGAGGAGGUCCAUCAAUCUGGCGUUCGCGCUGACGGUUUGCCUGCCCUGGGGUGUAUGUGAGAUGGCCGGCACAGCCUUCUUGAUACGCCAGGGCGGGUCACCAUGGUUCAACGCUCCCUCGGCCUCCUGCUGCUCGGCGUGCUCGCCGUCGACCGGCUCGGCCCGCGGGGGCACGGCGCGCGGCCGGCCGAGGCAGCGCCGCCCGCCGGCGCGCCGGGCGGGGCCCUGGCGGCGUCGUCGGCGGGCGGCCUUCCGGACGCUCGUCUUGAACCGCCGAUCCUCGGCCGCCCUGCCACGCCGCACGCGGCCGCAAAGAGCGAGCAGCCUGGGCCGCGGCCCGGGCGCGCUCCCGCGGCCGCGGGUGCGCGCUACAGCGUGCGCGGGCGGGCGCAGCUCGGCUGGGCGCUCUUCCUCGGAGUCGCGGGCGGCCUGCUGAAGGCGCACGGUGGCGGAUAUUCACAGUUCCUAUGCCGGCAAUUUCCGCGUUCGUCUUGUUCUCGGGGAUCGAGAAAGACGAGUGGCGUUGCAACGGCGUGCUCAUUGCGUGGCUGACGACGCCCCCCAAGGCGUGGUAUUUCUUCGUUGUGCGCGCACAGUUUGAGGCCUCCCACACAUGGGGUACGCCGCUGCCGCGAUCGGGGCCGUCGCCGCCAUACCCAUCGGGACGCACGUCGCCAGCUUCGUCGACAAGGACCUCUUCAGGGACUGGAUCCGCGUGUUGACAUUCGGCGGCGCGCCGAGGGGGGAAGGUCGAGUAAGAGAUCGACUACGAGUAGGAAGUCGACUACUGAUUUUUUGUUCGACGAAUCUGCGCAUGCAUGCGCAGAAUGUUCGUAGAUCUACCGAACCAUGAUCGCAGUCUUCGUCAUUGCGCAAUUCGGUGUUGGGGUCAAAGCGAAUUUUCCAGUAGGUAGGUAGGCAGGCAGGCAGGCAGGCAGGCAGGCAGGUAGGUAGGUAGGUAGGUAGGUAGGUGUGCUCCCUUUGAGCUGGCGGCGGAGGCGUCGGACGGCGCUUCCUUUUAGCAAGGAGCCACGACCCGGAGAGGGUUCGGAAGCGACCUUGCUGCGACGGCUCGUGAAGACAAAGCGCCCGCCCUCGCUACCCUCCCCCCCUGGGCGGCGCGCGGCCCAUACAUGCACUGGAGCCGCCUCGCUGUGCGCCUUCGCCACGGGCGUGCAGCUUCCGGCCGCGUUCCUCGCGCUGCUGUUGGCGUCCAUGAGCGCGUUGCGUGAGCACCAGCGGCGCAGCCAGGACCAGGCGGUCCGAGCGGCUUCCUCGGCGUGCGACUUCUGUACCUGACCAGCGGCGAUCGAUCUCUGUGGCGCGGAGUGGGGUUGCCUUUGAUGUUUCUGGUGCAGGGCACCCUUGAUCAACGUGCUACGUUGUCAAGGCGGACUCAAUGGUGGGCUGGUGUAGGAGCUUGGCGAGCAGAGGUAGUUUGCCAUAGUCCCAAUCCGAAAA
Molecule: messenger RNA, 1890 nt
Organism: Prorocentrum cordatum
Lineage: Eukaryota; Dinophyceae; Prorocentrales; Prorocentraceae
Source: the annotation of a GenBank genome assembly